AUGAAUGUAAAAAGUGUCAAAGAUGAUGAGGUUGAUACCUUUUGGAAAAACCAGCUAGCCGAAAUUUCAAAUAUGAGUGUAGAAGAUUUAAGAACCCAUAAUUUACCCAUUUCUAGAAUUAAAAAAAUUAUGAAAGAAGAUGAUGAAAUAAAAAGUAAUCAGAUGGUGUCAGCAGACACCCCUGUUCUAUUGGCUAAAGCUUGCGAGCUCUUCAUUAUGGAGUUAACUAAUUAUGCGUGGAAGUAUACAGAAGAAAGCAAACGUAGAACACUGCAAAGACAGGACGUGAUUUCCGCUGCUUGCAAAAGAGAUAUGUUUGAUUUCUUGAUAGACUUGAUACCAAUAGAGGAUCGGAUAAAGUCCAUUAAUGUAAAUGUCAAGGGGAACUCCAAAAGAAACAACAACAACAACAACAACAGCAGUAGUAGCAGUGGUAAUGGUAGUCGUGAUGGUAGUCAGGGUGGCGGCAACCAUGGUGGUGGAAACUUCGGAAGUGGUAACCACGGAGGCGGUAACCACAGAGUCGACUUCGACACCGUGAAGCAGUACUACAAUCUGUAUUCGUCGGGUUACAAUGACAAGAGCUCCGUGAAUAUGCAAGCACUCAAUGAGGAGCUUGCUGAAAUGGCGGAACUCGCUGAGAAGGAAUUAAAUAUGGCGAAUGCCGUGACUACCGCUAACCUAGCAACAGAAAACGAGACAAGCACCAACAUUGCAAACCUGCGGGAUGCGGCGCUCGAAUUUACAGCCAAUUUAAAUGCCCUAUACAAAAGCAACGACCUAGAUAACGCUUCUUCCCCGCCAACAAACCACGCGCUCAACAUUGCAAACAACCUGUUUCUCAAUUUUAAUCAAAAUAGCCAUUUGACAGAGGAUCACUCCAGCUCCAACAGCAACCAAGGAGGGUACAUGUACAACACGAAUGGCUGCGACGAGACGCAUCGUAACAGUCUCAGUAGCAGUGGAAACCAGUACACACAGGUAAGCGCAAUAACCAAGUACAACAGUAGAGGCAGUUGUAGUAGUAACAACCAAGGUUCAGCAAAUGAACAUUUCGGUAACAAUACCAUUAAUACAAAUCAUCUAAAUUUCAAAUGCUAUUCAUCCGUUAAGGAUAAUAUAGCCAGUAGACAGUGCAAAGAAGAGUAUGUAAAGAAUAUCCUGAACGAAUCAGGCAAUCUCCAACACGAAAUGCACACAAAUAUACCCACAAGUAGAACAAUAAACAUUCCUAAUACUCUGCAGAACAAUGACCAUGGAAAAGGGCAGAUCCCAUCCUACCAGAAAUUGCAAGAACUCAAAAAUAAAUUCGGCUAUGCUAUGCAGACAGUAAAUGUUCCUAAUGUGUCCCAUGUCUCCAACAUUUCUAACGUGUCAAAUUUUUCAAUUUUGUCAAACGUUUCUAAUUUGUCUAACUUGUCUAACCUAUCGAAUGAUAUUGGCUAUACUGAUGACAAUGAGUACAAUGACAAUAUCCUUUUGAACCCUAAUAUGAAUCUGAGUCCGUUAUCAUCUCCUUACAAUGGAAUGACGUCCACACACCAUGCGCUGGCUCAGUACAAUUUGGUUAACAACGACGACAUGAGGAAGACAAAUGUCGGUGCACAUAAUCAGGGCAUGCAGGUGCAGGUCCAACAAGCGAGGGAUGUAAACGUGUCAAAUAUGAACGCGCGAGAUGUGCAGCUACAGGAUGCAUACCUCAACGGAGUGAGCACCAACAACCAACGAACCCAAUCGGGCAAGAGCGAGGACAUAUCAAGUGAUGACAUGAACCCUCACCAAAGGUACGUCUAUAAUUACAACCACCCGGCAUGUAACAACAUGAGUCCAAACGCAGUCAGCAACCAUAUUCUCAAUGGUAACCUCAUGAAGAACAUACAAAACGUAUGUUCAAACGACUCAACCGUUCCAAGGAACAACACCCCCCUUUCCUGCCCUUCAUCCCUGAAUCACAGAAAUUCUCAAAACGGGGAACUGCCCAAAAUGAUGGCAACACAAAUGGUAACCAACAACCAAAUUAACAAUUUCGACAAAAAUAGAAACUCAAAAAAUAAUCCCACCAAACAAGGAAAUAUACUUUUAAACGAUUGUAACAACGUUCCAACCAACCGAACAAAUGACAUGAUGAAUUUAAACAGCAUUCCCACCAAAUCAAAUGUAGAGAUAAAUAAAGACAUGAUAAAUAAUUAUUUCAAAUUGAAUAAUAAUGGCAUUACUGCCACCAGUACCACUACAUCUACCGCCGCCACCACGACGGCCACCAAUAUGAGCGCUAUUCAGAAUCGGAAAAAUCAUGCGAAUCAUAGCGCACAUAAAGUAAGCAGCGCAAUUGUUGGUGAUAACCAAAUAUCUGAUGGUCUGCUACACGAAGGGUUACUCACUGAGGGAUUGCUUAGUGAGGGGCUUCUCAGCGACGGGUUACUCAGCGAUGGGUUAUUGAGCGAGGGGAUCAUGAACGAUGGGCAGCUGAAUGAAGAGCUGCUUAACGACGGGAUUGUCAACGAAGAGAUGACCAACGAAGAAUACAUCAGCGAAGAUAUGAUCAGCGACGGGCUUAUCAAUAGCGGCAACAUGAGCAACAGCGUGAACAACAGCAUGAGCAACAACAUGAGCAACAACAUGAGCAACAGCAUGAGCAACAGCAUGAGCAACAGCAUGAGCAACAGCAUGAGCAAUAGCGUGAACAACAGCAUGAGCAACAGCAUGAGCAACAGCAUGAGCAACAGCAUGAGCAACAGCUCCCAGUUCGAUAGCCAAAUAAUGGACACCCAGAGGAUCAGGAACCACCUCGCCAAAAACCUCAUCCCCCUAGGUAUCCUUCCUCAAAAUCUCAUCGCCCAAAAUCUGAUCCCACAAAAUCUCAUCGCCCAAAAUCUCCUCCCCGAAAGCCUCAUCGCCCAAAACCUCCUCCCCAAAAUGCAUCUCCCCAGAAGUAAUUUAACCAAAAGUCAACUCCCCCAACACCGACUUCCGAACAACCAACUAAUUAACCAACAGAGUAGCUCUCGAAACAGCUACGUAAGUGACCACCUAAAUAGCCAAAUUAGCGAUCAAAUGAGCGAUCAUAUGAGUGACCUUGUGGCCGAGCGUUUGACUGACCGCAUGACCAGUCGAAUGGCCGACCAAUUCAGUGGCCAGGUGAAUAUCCAACCAAGCAGCAACGUGAGUACAGCCAUGAACAAGCAGAUAAACACUAGAAGGACCGAAAACACACUAAACGAAAUUUUAAAUAACGCAGAAAGUACAGUAACAAAAAAUACCCCUGUAAAUAUGAUUAACCAAAAUAUAGACAACAGCGUCGCACAUAAUCAUUUAAAUAACAUCAUGGCAAAAAUGAACCCCACUGUUCAACAAAACGUAAAGCUAAAUGUAAACUCCACAAUGUAUGUGAACCCUAAUGCACAGGGAGUUCCUUACAAAUUCACUCACCAAUACUCUGCGCAAGAAAAUAAUUAUACUUGUAAUUAUAACCCGCAGCAAUAUCACAGCAACAAUGUGAAGGAAAAAACCCACACCUUUCUCUAA
Messenger RNA from Plasmodium fragile, 3525 nucleotides. RefSeq lists its product as uncharacterized. Gene Ontology annotation, cellular component: nucleus. Gene Ontology annotation, biological process: regulation of DNA-templated transcription. The record is from RefSeq and is a predicted model, not a curated record. NCBI's taxonomy places the organism in Eukaryota, Apicomplexa, Aconoidasida, Haemosporida, Plasmodiidae. Gene Ontology annotation, molecular function: DNA-binding transcription activator activity, RNA polymerase II-specific; protein heterodimerization activity; DNA binding. Bases 1 to 3525 code for a protein of 1174 amino acids. The transcript has a single exon.